This is a messenger RNA of Sodiomyces alkalinus F11, 841 nucleotides long. RefSeq lists its product as hypothetical. The record is from RefSeq and is a predicted model, not a curated record. Lineage: Eukaryota; Fungi; Ascomycota; Sordariomycetes; Glomerellales; Plectosphaerellaceae. Bases 171 to 653 code for a protein of 160 amino acids. The transcript has a single exon.
CUUGGCCAACAUAACACCCCGGCUCUGAGCUUCGAUAAUCACUGAGCUGUUUACGGAUGAGCAGUCGUCAAGGCCAAACCAAACCAAGACACACAAAAAAAAAAAGAGCGAAACAGAAAAAGAAACAAAAAACCAGGGUCCCUGUGGCGCACAUCAUUCACUUGCCGUGGAUGCAUCAUUGGCCGGCCUCUAAGCAGUGCUCGGCACUCGGGUUCGCCCUAUGGCGUUCCAAGGGCCUUCUGAACGAAGGCCGGCUCGCAGAGUCUGUCCACCGUGUUAUUUCUUCAUUACCAUUGGAAGUACGACCAGCUACUUACUGGCCGUGGACCUCACAAUCGAGUGUCGGCGGUGGAUUUCCAUCUACACCAGCAUGUUAUUAUCUGAGCGCGAACGGUGGCACAGAUGUCAACCAAGCCAGCCGCAAUGAGUUGUACUAUUUCGCAGGCAAAACUGGACAAAAAAACCAGAUGAAAGCAAAAAGGGCUCGAAGCGAUUCUGUAUUGCACUCCGAAGCUCUGCAUUCUGCACCACAAAAGUGGAACGUCCCACUUAUUAUUCCCUACGAGCCGACCACCCAACUCCGGACUUCGCGCCCCCUCCAUAAGCCGAACGCCCUUGUCGACCAGGGCUUCUCGUCUCGCCCUUUGGAGUGAGUCGCUGGCUGAUUCUCGUUUCCAACAAAAUGACUGAUCUGAGGGCGCUGCACUCACAUCUGUACUCGGCCCUCUCCUUACGUUGUAAAUUGUAAGCCGCAAAUGCCAAGAAUGCGAGGUCCUGGUACGCGUCCAUCUCCACACCAGUGGCCUCUUGUAGCCCAAUCCAGCAGGCGUUUACAAAGACA